This is a messenger RNA of Metarhizium brunneum ARSEF 3297, 1866 nucleotides long. It is a transcript of the gene PPS1, whose product is annotated as Dual specificity protein phosphatase PPS1. Gene Ontology annotation, molecular function: protein tyrosine/serine/threonine phosphatase activity. Lineage: Eukaryota; Fungi; Ascomycota; Sordariomycetes; Hypocreales; Clavicipitaceae. Gene Ontology annotation, biological process: nuclear DNA replication. The record is from RefSeq and is a predicted model, not a curated record.
AUGGCAACUAUUGCUUUGCCGAGGCCGAUACCUCCGCACGGCGCCAGCUCCGACAUCGACGGUCCUAUCACACCACCUCAUUCGCUCGAAGAUGUAAACCGACAAGUUCAAAGUCAGCGUUGUCCUGCUCCACUGCCAAAUAAGCAUAUUCCGGCAUGUCCCGCUGGGCCACCAAAAGUCGACGAUACAGAUACGCCGCCAGCAUCUCCCAAGGGUGCUGCUGGAGCUUUGUGCCAGCAAUCCUUACUCUUUCCGCCUGAUAGCUAUGUCAGAUUGGAAAUGGACAGCCUUUGUGUUUUUGAACUUGAUGCCUCCCAGGUCAACAGGGCAAUUGAUUUCGGUUCCAGACAACCACUACCUUCACCAGAGGUGGUGUUCCCUUGGCUUCACGGCUUACAUCCAAAGAAUCAUCUUCAGCAGGCAUUCUUCAUGGGCCGGAAAAGGUCUACAAGAAAUCCACCUACGUGUAAUCGAGGCAUUUUGUUGGUAAAGGCAAAUGGCGAUCUUUUGACGGCACGACUUAAGGGAGCUGUUGCGCCUGAUGAAUUCCUGCAGCCUGGCCCCUGUCCCAGGUUUAUCGAGGCGGAUCCCGAGGAAGGGUUCUCGGUGAGAAACUUUCAGAUUCAAACAGCAAAGGCGGCUCUUGUGUCUGAUGUGAUUGUAUAUGGAGAAAACCUUGCGGAAAGCAAGAAGGUAGCCUGGGAAGUUGCCGCGGCCCAGUUACUUCAAAGGCAAUCACAAACGGCACAAGCGGGAAACUUCACCGAAUAUAACACCUUCGUUUGCACCAGUCCCUUCUCAGACUUUGAGGACGCUAAUAGCGACAUUGUUGCGAUCGGCUCUGACGGUUGCGCGACUGGGAAGGUUCUCGAUUUUGUUCAGCAGGAGCGAACGGAAAUGUGGGACAUGACCCAGGCGUCUGAAAUAUCUCACAACGUUUUCAUGGGUCCCACCCCUGAAGCAGGCAGUCAAGAGGAGCAAAUCUUUGAUAUAUUAAUUGAAUGCAGCGAUCUAGGCCACCUGGAUCCUGGUGCCUUGCAACGCCUUGUCGAAUCAACAGAUGGGCCAGCUGGACGUUCGCAUUUUGACUUCCCGUCGUCGGGUAGUAUACUGCCACCAACAUGGUCACACGAUGAGGCUGACGGGAUUAUCGAAACGUGCAAGUGCAUUUAUUACCUAUCGCAUGGCAUGCGGCUAAACAGUGGUGUUCACGACGAGAAUACGCCGACUGGCACAACCGGCUUGACCGCCGGGACCUUUGAACCACGGAAAGUUCUCAUUCAUUGCGCCGAUGGAUACACGGAAUCUACCAUGCUGGGAAUUGCGUACCUGAGUUACAGCACGGGACAACCGGUUUCAAAUGCCUGGUUACAGCUCCAUACUGCCAAGGGCCGAAACUUUUUUGCAUAUCCUACUGAUGUCGCUCUGCUGACUGCAAUUGCUCCUCGAUUGUUAAAAGAAUCCCCCGCUUGUGUUGGAUAUAGCCUUGAGAAAAUUACCAAUCUAUUGCGGGAUGAGCCUAAGUGGCUGCCUGGUCUCGACGGCUCCUUUCCGAGCCGAAUUCUGGACUAUCUGUAUUUGGGCAAUCUUGGUCACGCAAACAAUCCGGAUCUUCUGGCAGAAUUGGGUAUAGGCCAAAUUUUAAGUGUCGGCGAGACAGCAUCUUGGAAAGAUGGCGAUCUGGAGAAAUGGGGUUCAGACAAUGUUUACGUUGUCCAAGGCGUUCAAGAUAACGGCAUCGAUCCACUUACAGAUGAGUUCCCGGGAUGCCUUGAGUUCAUAGAGGACGACGACGAGGGACGGCAACUCUGGUGCACUGUCGGGUUGGGGUAUCGCGUAGCGCCACCAUCUGUAUCGCUGAAGUAA